This is a messenger RNA of Cutaneotrichosporon cavernicola, 2886 nucleotides long. RefSeq lists its product as uncharacterized. Gene Ontology annotation, molecular function: cysteine-type deubiquitinase activity. Gene Ontology annotation, cellular component: nucleus; cytosol. Lineage: Eukaryota; Fungi; Basidiomycota; Tremellomycetes; Trichosporonales; Trichosporonaceae. The record is from RefSeq and is a predicted model, not a curated record. The transcript has 3 exons. Gene Ontology annotation, biological process: protein deubiquitination. Bases 1 to 2886 code for a protein of 961 amino acids.
AUGAACCCAGGCCCGGAAGGGGCCAAUCCCUCGAGCGGGGUCGUCGCAGCGGCCCCAGCCCCUCAUGCCCCACCUGCCCCCGGAAACUGGGGAUACAACGGCUACUACAUCCCUCAACCACACGGCGGGCCCCAACAGCCCAUUCAUCCUAACGGCGGCGGUUUCCAACCCGGCUUCAACCCUUUCAACAACUUUGGUGGCUACCAGAGCCACUUCUACCCUCCGUUUGGCCAGAUGCCUGUCCCCGGUCCCGGUCCUGGCACCAUGCAGAACGGCUACUUUAUGAACAACGGCUUCCAGGGCUACGGUGGCGAGGGCCCAAAUGGCGACGUCGGAGACAACUUCUACCCCAACAUGAACCCAUAUCACCAGCAAUACAAUGCGCCCGCAGACCAUCCUUACAGCCGCGGCGGCGGUGUAGGGUACCAGCACCCCAUGCAGUAUGGCGGCUUCCGCCCAGACGGCUUCAUUCCCGCCCACCAACCCCACCCACACAUGCCCAUACCAUCAAAGGGCCUCAACCCCGCAGCUCAAGGCUUCCAAUACCAGCCCCGCAAACCUGAGCCGGUUGCGAAUGGCAGCAUCAUGAACGGCGAUGCACCUUCAGUAUCAUCAGCAACGCACGAGAUUAUCGCACCUGUGCCAGAAAAACUUGGAGCAGGAGGGUCGCUAGGACUCUCGCUUGAGCCGGCGGCAGACCCAGAACCUUCACUCGUUGAGGUGACGGAGACUGCACCGGAGCCGGUCGACGAGCCAAAGGAGGUGGCACCGCCCGCUCCGGAAAGCAAGGCGAGUGCGCAGGCGAACACUGCCCCGUCUGAGGCACCCGAGUCCGUCGCUGUUGGCCAGACCGAUGUCGCAGAGCCAAAACCUGUCGAUAAGAAGGAGGGCAGCGUGCCCGAGAAGACGGCUACGCACGCGGCCGAGCAGAAGGAGGACGGGCCCAAGGGCUUGACCUUCACCGGUGCUUCUCUCGCUGGCGUCACGUCACCCAAGGCUGCUCCUUCCAGGCGGCAGCGCAGGUAUACCCACGACCCUAUCCGCAUUCGUCCGUCGCGCCCCUCGCUGGAGGACCACGGCAACUCGUACAACUACCGUCUUGCCAAGGGCAUUCCUCAGAACGUCGCUGUCGAGCGCGUCGACGGUGUGUGCCGCAGGAGGUCGUGCGUGAGCCGCAGCAAGCCGUUCGGUAAGGCUCUGCUGGCGUUCGGCAUCAAGGGCGGCCGUCCUCUUCCUCACGUCUCGAUUGUGUUCGGCGAGGUCACCAGCGCGCCUCCUACCCCAGUCGUAACAUCCCCUGUCCCUACCCCAACAUCCCCUGUCCCUACCCCAGCAUCCCCUGUCCCUACCCCCGCACCUCGUGCCGCCACUCCAGCCAAAGUCAAGCCGAGCAGCUGGGCCUCGCUGCUACGUGCGCCGGGCACUGGUUCCACUCCAGUCGGCUCCGCUGGUCCCUCGUCCACUCUAGUUUCUCCGUCCAAGACCAACGUGUCGCUCCCGUCCGAGGCUCCCGAGACCCCCCGCUCCACUGCUGCUCCCUCUCUUCCCCCAUCCACUGGCCCAGCACCCGCGAAACCCCGUCCGGCGUUCAACUACGCGGCUGCGGCGGCCGUCGGUGCACCUCUUUCCCCUGCCGAGGACUUCGCUCGCCUGCUCACCGAGGGCCUGCGUGCGCGUCCCGUCCGCCCAGCCCAGCCCAUCAUUCCGCGUGGCCUGAUUAACACCGGCAACAUGUGCUUUGCCAACACUAUCUUCCAGGUUCUCCGCUACUGUCCGCCAUUUACGGACCUGUUCGAGGAGCUCGGCAAGCGCCUCAAGGCCGACCUCGCACGCCGCACGCCUCUUCUCGAGGCCAUGAUCAUCUUCCUCCGCGAGUUUGUGCCAGGCCCGUCGACCAACGGUUCGUCGGGCGCCUCGACGCCCAAGGGCAAGAGCCGCGACGACGCUUUCAUUCCCGAGAACCUCUACGAUGCGAUGAAGGAGAACAAGCGCUUCGACUCGAUGCGCCGCGGGUACCAGGAGGACGCCGAGGAGUACCUUGGCUUCUUCCUCAACACGCUGCACGAGGAGCUGCUCGGCUUGUACUUGCGCACCAAGCCGCCUACAUCGGUGUCCAAGGUCGCGCAGGCCAACGGCCAUGCGGAGCGCACCAUUGGGCGACCAGUAUCUCCUGGUGCUGGUGACGACGGCGACGACUGGCUCGAGGUAGGCAAGAAGCAGAAGACGCACGUCGUCCGCGCUGCUGAGGCCCACGAGUCAGCCAUCACUCGCAUAUUUGGCGGCACGCUCCGCUCCGUCCUCCACGCCCCUGGUCAGAAGGACAGCGUCACUCUCGAACCAUACCAGCCACUGCAGCUCGACGUGCAGGCGGCCCAGAUUCAGACGCUCGUCGACGCGCUCAAGCACCUGAACGACCCCGAGACUGUGCCUGGCGUGUGGGUAGCGGCGCGCAACGCUCAUGUCGACGCGACCAAGCAGGUCUUCUUCGAGGCGCUGCCGCCAGUUCUUAUCCUGCACCUCAAGCGCUUCGUGUACGACCCACAAGAACAGAACGUCGUCAAGCGCGCCAAGCCCGUCGCGUACGGCACCGAGCUUGUCAUCCCACAGGAUAUUGUCUCGCCACCAAAACGUACGGCCCAGGCGAUCAAGUACCGCCUCUUCGGUGUCGUGUAUCACCACGGCCACAGCGCCACCGGCGGGCACUACACGGUCGCUGUGAGCCGACCUGAUGGCACCGGCUGGCUCCACUUUGACGACGAGGCCGUGCAGCCCGUCCCGACCGACGACGUCGUCGUGUCGGAGGACGAGGCGCGCAACGGCCGCGCCGGUCUCAUCGGUGGGCGCGAGCGCUGUGCCUACCUCCUAUUCUACCAGCGCGUGCGCUAG